Messenger RNA from Plasmopara halstedii, 990 nucleotides. RefSeq lists its product as uncharacterized. NCBI's taxonomy places the organism in Eukaryota, Oomycota, Peronosporomycetes, Peronosporales, Peronosporaceae. The record is from RefSeq and is a predicted model, not a curated record. The transcript has a single exon. The coding region runs from base 368 to 571 and encodes 67 amino acids.
CUGACAUCAAUAUCUCAAUGUAUUAGAAUUUGCCCAUUAUACUCAAACGAUCUAAAACAAUUUUGUAUGCGUGAAGCUGAUAUGCCACCACUGACACCACUAACAGUGAGCCGAUCAAGCGAUCACUUGCGAAUUAUAUGACUGCAACAACCCCUGAAUGAAACAAAUAGUCGUGUACUUUUGAUAAGGCGGUUCUAAAAUUAUUAUCGGUGCCCUUAUCGUGUCAACAAAAUCGCUACGAUAGAUUGAAACCUACUCUCAAUAAUAAAUAAAGUAAGUGUAGUUGAAAUUGAAAAAUAGACGCAUCCCGGCGUCAACCCAAACCGUGGGCGCCGAAACUCUUCCAUCCAUACGGCGAUUAUAUAACAUGCGUGCAUUUCGACGCGCACUUUGCUACCAAUUGUUGACGCCUACGAUGCAGACGAUCAGUCUGUCGCAACAUCGCCAUAGCCCACGAAGCGGAAAAACGGCUAUCAGCAUUAUAUAUCAACAAGAUUCUUCCUACCUCGUACACUCAUUGCGAGGAGCUCCGAAUAAAGCAAUCAAGCCACUCUUAUAUUGUCUGUCGUGACAAGAGGGGGAAUUUUGGGCAUGAUGCACAGUUGAAAAGAUGUGUGGCGGCUUCGAUUGUCGAUCUACAAAUAUAGACUCAGUCGCUAUCGCUCGACACCUUCGACGACCUCAUUCAACUAUAGUAUUUUUGCGUAUACAAGGAGCAGAAAGAUCUUCCCGAAACAUAGAUGGCGUGAUGGAUCGAGAUUUCAUCUUUACGGUUGAGUAUGUUUUUGACAGUGUUAGUCUUGAUUUGGGAACUCGCAUUUGUUGGGGCUGAUCAUUCGAUUUGUGAAAUAAUAGCGACUUAAUGAAAAGUGUGCGUGUACGCACCCUGCGAUUGAACCAACUUGAUCAAAACCACUUCUAUAAUAUUCAGGAGCAUUUGACUUUGAUCAUCAGAUAUCAUUUUCCAUAAAGCCAUAUGCUUUGCAAGCA